Molecule: messenger RNA, 3711 nt
Organism: Euleptes europaea (tarantolino)
Lineage: Eukaryota; Metazoa; Chordata; Lepidosauria; Squamata; Sphaerodactylidae
Gene: TBCD
Product: tubulin folding cofactor D
Exons: 40
Coding region: 1-3651 (1216 amino acids)
Biological process (GO): bicellular tight junction assembly; adherens junction assembly; tubulin complex assembly
Cellular component (GO): lateral plasma membrane
Molecular function (GO): GTPase activator activity; beta-tubulin binding
Source: RefSeq, a predicted model, not a curated record
AUGGCUUGUAAUAGCUUGGCAACAGUGGGAGAAGCAGAAAAAACAUCUCUUGCAGACAGGAAAUCACCAUUGGAGCUGGAGAUGGUUUUAAAGGAGAUAAAUGGCGAUGAGCCUGAUGUCAUUGCCAGGGGAAACAUACUAGAGAGUUUUACAGAGAGUAAAGAAGCACGGGAGUUGAUUAACAGUCUCAGUUUAUGUCAUGAUGGCUUGAUAUUGCAAGAAACAAUAAUUCAGAAAUUUACAGUUAUAAUGAACAUGUAUCAGGAACAACCUCACCUUUUGGACCCACACUUAGAGUGGAUGUUGACUUCACUACUAGAUAUUAUCCGGGAUGAAUCAUCUCCACCUUCUCUUGUCCAUCUGUCUUUCAAGUUCCUCUACAUCAUUUCAAAGGUGCGAGGGUAUAAAACUUUUCUGCGACUGUUUCCUCAUGAAGUAGUUGACAUACACCCAGUCUUAGAUAUGCUUGUGCGUCAGAAUCCAAAAGACUACGAGACCUGGGAGACUCGCUACAUGCUCCUGUUGUGGCUGUCUGUAACAUGCUUGAUCCCUUUUGAUUUGGCACGACUAGAUGGAAAUCUUUCCUCCCUAGAAGGAUGCACCCGAGUGCCAAUAAUGGAUCGCAUUCUCACAGUAGCAAAAUCUUAUCUAGUUGUCAGUGACAAGGCUCGAGAUGCAGCUGCAGUAUUGAUAUCAAAGUUUGUUACCCGCCCCGAUGUCAAACAAAAAAGAAUGGCAGACUUCCUGGACUGGACCCUUUCAACAUUAUCUAAUUCCUCCUUUCAGACUAUUGAGGGGACUAUUGUAAUGGAUGGCAUGCUUCAAGCCUUGGCUCAACUCUUUAAGCAUGGCAAAAGAGAAGACUGUUUGCCAUAUGCUUCUACUGUGCUUGAAUGCCUUGAUAACUGCAAGCUCUCUGAAAGUAACCAAACACUUCUUCGCAAGCUGGGGGUGAAACUUGUUCAGCGACUUGGCCUGACAUUUCUUAAGCCAAAGGUGGCAAAGUGGAGGUAUCAGCGGGGCUUCCGCUCUUUAGCUGCAAAUUUGCAGUUUUCUACUGGGGAUUCCACUGCACAGAAAACAACGAAUGCAGCCGCUGUCACUGAGCAGGAGGAGGAGGACGAGGAAUACGAUAUCCCGGGAGAGGUUGAAAAUGUUGUAGAACAAUUGCUGAUCGGACUGAAAGACAAAGACACCAUUGUCAGAUGGUCUGCAGCCAAAGGGAUCGGUAGGCUGACUGGAAGGCUGCCAAAAGAGCUAGCUGAUGAUGUGGUUGGAUCUGUUUUAGAUUGCUUCAGUUUCCAGGAAACGGACAAUUCUUGGCAUGGCGGAUGUUUGGCUUUAGCUGAAUUAGGAAGAAGAGGGUUGUUACUACCCUCCCGUCUUUCAGAUGUUGUUCCUGUGAUUUUAAAAGGACUGACCUACGAUGAAAAGCGAGGCGCCUGCAGUGUUGGCUCCAACGUCAGGGAUGCGGCUUGCUAUGUUAGUUGGGCUUUCGCUCGUGCCUAUGACCCAUUAGAAUUGAGGCCGUUUGUUAAUCAGAUCUCAAGUGCCCUGGUGAUAACUGCAAUAUUUGACCGUGAUAUUAACUGCAGAAGAGCUGCCUCGGCUGCCUUCCAGGAGAAUGUUGGUAGGCAGGGUACUUUCCCACAUGGAAUUGAUGUUUUGACCGCAGCAGAUUAUUUUGCUGUUGGUAAAAUAGCUAAUUGUUUUCUCAAUAUAAGCGUGUACAUUGCUGGUUUUCCUGAGUAUACAGAGCCAAUGAUUGAUCACCUGGUUAACAUGAAGAUCAACCACUGGGAUGGUGUUAUUCGGGAGUUUUCAGCCAAAGCACUGCAUAAUCUCACACCUCAGGCCCCUGAAUAUAUGACAUAUAAAGUUUUACCAAAACUGCUGCCCUUGGCAGUGGGCACAGAUUUACACACUCGUCAUGGAGCAAUUCUCGCUUGUGCGGAGAUCACCCAUGCCUUAAGUAAGCUGGCAGAAGACGAUAAGAGGUCGGUUACAUCCUUUCUGAAUGAGAAAAUCUUGGAAGGACUUAAGCAGAUCCAUGUCGAGCUUUGUCGUCGUCAGUUGUACCGGGGUUUAGGUGGAGAACUAAUGAGACUUGCAGUCUGCACAUUAAUUGAAAAGUUGUCAGUUUCAAAAAUGCCUUUUAGAGGAGAUUCCAUCAUUGAUGGCUGGCAGUGGCUCAUAAAUGACACCUUACGAAGUCUUCAACUGGUUUCAAGCAAUACAAGACAGCAAAUAAAAGAAUCAGCUGUCUCUGCAUUAGCCACCCUGUGUAAUGAAUAUUACUGCCUGAAAGAGGGAGGAGCCCAUCCAGUUCAACAAGAUGAGCUGGUGAAGCAAUACAUGUCAAAUCUUCAAAGCCCUGAGGAAAUGAUUCGGGGUGGCUUUUCACUAGCCUUGGGUGCCCUUCCAAGGUUUCUUCUGAAAGGGAAGCUCCAGGAGGUUUUAGAAGGUUUGAAGGAGGUCACUUGCAUUUCCUCCAAAGAUGCGAGCUUUGCUGAAUCCAGAAGAGAUGGCCUCAGAGCUAUUGCAAAGAUUUGCCUGACAGUAGGGGUGAAAGGUGAAGGGUCACCAACCGAAUUCGUCUGCAAAUAUAACGUUGCGCAAAUAUACAACACAUUGCUGAAUGGUCUGAAUGAUUACACAACAGACAGUCGAGGUGAUGUUGGAGCAUGGGUGAGAGAAGCUGCUAUGACCAGUUUAAUGGAAGUGACUUUGCUGUUAACACAGAAUGAGCCAGCAUUAAUCGACGCUAACGUCUCUAAGAAAAUUAUGUGCUGCCUAGCCCAGCAGUCGGCUGAAAAAAUUGACCGCUUUCGAGCCCAUGCAGGAUCUGUGUUCCUGACACUUCUGUACUUUGACAACCCUCCAGUUCCACACAUACCCCACCGAGAGGACUUAGAGAGGAUAUUUCCAAGAUCAGAGGCAGUUACCUUCAACUGGAAUGCACCAUCACAAGCCUUUCCCAGCAUCACACAGCUUCUGGGGUUACCGACGUAUCGAUACCAUGUCCUGACAGGUCUAACAGUGUCUGUUGGUGGAUUAACUGAAUCAACAGUGCGGUGCUCAUCACAAAGCAUGUUUGACUACCUGAAGGGAAUUCAGAGCGACAUGAAUGCCAUGAGCAGCUUUUGUGGGACGCUGCUACAGGUCUUUGAGGACAACCUUCUGAAUGACAGGGUGUCGGUACCACUUCUGAAGAUGCUGGACCAGCUGUUGGCCAAUGGAUGCUUCGACAUCUUUGUAGCUGAAGAAAACCAUCCGUUUCCCAUGAAAUUACUUGCACUUUGCAAAGAGGAGAGCAAGAGAAGUAAAGACACCCAGAAACUUCGCUCAAGCAUUGCAGUGUUUUGUGGCCUGAUUCAAUUUCCAGGCGACAUGAGAAAGAAAGUUUUAUUUCAGGUCUUCCUUCUUCUUUGCCAUCCAUUUCCUAUUAUAAGGAAGACAACAGCCAGUCAAAUUUAUGAAAUGCUAAUAACCUAUAGUGAUAUCGCUGACCCUGAAAUUACAGAAGAAGUUAUGACAAUUCUGAGUGAUACUAACUGGGAUGCAGAGUUGCCACUUGUGAGGGAGAAACGUAACUACAUCUGUGACUUAAUGAAAGUUCCCAAACCACAACUGGUAGCCAAGAGCACAUAAUUGGAAACCCAUUAAUGGUGAAAACAAAAAUUCUUGGGAUGUGGUAACACAAAAGUGGAA